AUGGCUCGGGUGUUGGAUUUCUCGAUCAGCUUCGAACCAGAGUUUAUUGCCUCUUCCUUGGCACGGAUCUGGAAGCUCGAGGGCGGAAAGUUUGUCCGACGACGGGAUGCCCACAACCAUGCUGUCGAUACUUGUCCGAUCUCCUUGGAGCCCAUGCAGGAUCCAGUGCUCAUGAGCGACGGGCACAUUUACGAGAAGGAUUCGAUUCUGCAGUGGUUGGCAAGUGGAAACAAGUGUUCGCCCUGCACACGAGCCGAACUAACGCACAAGUGGGUCCUGAGACUUCUUCCCUACAUCCAAACUACAGAGCUGCUACUGUCCUCCCAGGGCGAUGGGACACCGACUGAGGCACAAUCAAUUUCGUGCCCUGACAGUAUAUCUGCCGUCAAGCUUUAUGCUGCAAAAUGUGCAGAAGCGCUUGAAACCUGCAUCAACAGUCCCAGAGAUUUGGGCAGAACUUUGCUGUCAGCACAGCCACUCUUUACAGAGCUGGAAGAGACGUCUGCAAGAUUGUUGAGAAGUCUCGAUCAGCUUAGGGAGGCUGCGAAACAAGAGUCCCAGGCUCUGACCGAUGCAGCAGUGCAUAGAAUUCAGCGCUGGGUGCGCCACAACAUGGCCGUUCGGCGCCGCAAGAAGCAAGCUGCCCAGCUUGCAGAACUAUGUAGCAACGCCUUGCUCAAAGGCAAACUGGAAAUUGUUGCCAAAUGCUUUGACCGCACUGAUAUUGACUACCGACAGGUCGUAGCAAAUCUGCGAAUGCAAGGAGACACGUUACGUCAGGAGCUGGACAGUCACCUCACGCCCUUGCAGAAAGCGGCAAGGGCAGGGCUGGUCCAUGCCGCCAGAUUGCUGCUUCGGGCCGGGCUUACCCGUGACGAUAUCAACCUAUUCGUGUCAGACCUCGCAGGGGAAGACGAUGUCGCCUUCUCAAACAGUACAUGCCUACAUCUUGCUGUCCAUCCGAAUCAUGUUAACAUGACGCGAUUCCUUUGUCAGGAGCUGGCCGAUGUCGACAAACCGUGCACCUCAAUCAAUGUUACAGCGCUGGUGCUGGCAGCUCGAUUCGACCAUUGUGAGAUCAUUGAGGAGUUGGUCCGCGCACGUGCGGACAUGGAAAAAGCCACGAAAGACUUUGGCUGCACACCGCUCUUCGAAGCUGUGGGACAGGGCAAGGUUGCUGCCGUGGAGUCACUUUGCAGGCUGCGCGCCCAGAUCAACCGAUCGCAGACAGUUGGUUUCACGCCUCUCUUCCUGAGUGCCAGGACGGGAGUGGAGCAAGUCACGAGCAUUUUGAUCAGGUUGCGUGCAAACCUGGAGAAAGCUGACGUCAACAGCGGAUUUACCCCCCUUUGCGAAGCAGCUCGGCGAGGACACGCGGAAGUGAUUCGCGCCCUAUGUAUAGCUGGAGCCGAAAAAGAUGCCGUGACAAAGUCCGGCUUCUCACCUCUAUUGCUGGCAGCAAGCAACAAUCGCAUCGAAAGCCUGAAGGCAUUAUGUGAUGCUGGUGUGGACAAAGACAAGCUCUAUCGUUUGAAGAUUUGGGAUGCUGCUCCCGGUGAUUUGGAAAUUGGGAGCACCGAGCACACCAUUCUGUCAUGCAUUUUGGGAGAAGCCGCAGUAAGACGCAAAAUGAAAGAGAGCAAAGGGAAGCAGCACAUUACCGUGUGGGACUCUGGGUCGACUUUAUUUGCUUCUGCUUUCCAAAACCAGCCAGAGAUCGUCCAGGCACUCUGCGAGAAAAAAGCGGACAUGGACAGGCCAACCUCAGAAACCCAACUGACGGCCUUGUUCAUUGCAGCAGUCAGAGGCCACGAAGAGGUGGUCCGGACAUUAAUCCAUGCAAGUGCAGACGUUCGGCGCCGUGCCGGAAAGACGCAAAUUACCCCUGCCACAGCGGCGGCACGUGCAGGAAGGGGGAAGGUGGCAAGUUUGUUGGCGGAGCUGGCAGAUGAGGAAGAUUUUGCGGAAUCCUCGGACAAGAAAUUGGAAGUGCACACACUCGAAGAUGUCAUCAGAAGAACCGAGGUCAAGGCCAGUCUCACGCCACUGGAGAUUUGCCACCUUCUGGGCUUCCUCGGGGCCUUCUUGAGUCAGAAUCAACACCAUCUGUUAUCAACGGACUUCAUCAUCUUCCUGAGCAUCUGCGGCGUUCUGUUUUCCAGGACGAUCUCCGGUGGCAUCAGUUGGGGAGAGUUGGCACCGCCACUAAUGCUGGUAAACCCCGUGGUGACUCCGAUCCUGACGUUGUACAUCGCACUCGCAACGUUCUGUGUGCUGAACAUCGUCACUGGUGUCUUUGUGGACCGUUCUGCUGCGAUGGCUUUGCAAGACGAAGAGAACAUGAUGCUGGAAGAGAUACAGAACCGGAAAAGAUGGAUAAAGGAGAUCGAGACCUUGUUUGCAAAGGCAGACACGGACCAAAGCGGCAAUGUUGAGUGGGAAGAGUUUGAGAAUGCUUUGGCAGACCUUCGGGUCCAGCUCUGCUUCAAGAACCUUGGGAUUGACCUCCACAAAGUAAGCUUGGAGCAGAUCUGGCAGCUCAUCGACUUCGACAACAAAGGCUACAUUGAAAUCAGCGAGUUUGCCGACUGCCUGCUGGAAAUGCAUGGCGUUGCGCACAGCAUUGACAUUGCACGCCUGAGGCACGAACAGCAAAGGACGGCACGGAAGCUGGAGCAUGUACUGAGGUGCUGCAGGGCCUUACUCGCCUUGCGAUCCUUGGAGAUUUCACGCGCGCUGGUGAAGGAGUCGCAGUCGAUGAUGUAUCGAUCUCGACCAGCUCGUCCCAGCCGAGCUUCCCACUCGCCUGCCAGCAGGGCUGCAUCUGUGCACAUGAUCAACGUCAAAGAAGGAUCUCCUGCUGCGGAAGCGAUCCAAGUGUAUACUACCCCUUCUGAGAGCUUAUCUGCGCACUGGUUUCUGCACUGCAGCCGACAAAAGCAGGGCACCACUGUCUCCGUGAACCACAGUCAUAAUUCUGAUGGUCGAAGUGCAUAG
Symbiodinium necroappetens is the source of this 2997-nucleotide messenger RNA. The record is from the annotation of a GenBank genome assembly. NCBI's taxonomy places the organism in Eukaryota, Dinophyceae, Suessiales, Symbiodiniaceae.